AUGUCGGUACAAGCAUGCACAUUCAAGAAGCUUGUGUUCCGUGGAGCCAGUCAUAUCAUAGGCGGUACUGGCGGUAUCGCCAAUCUCUGGGAUUCCAGUUUUACUUAUAACGAGAACAAUGCCGACGCUAGAAAUAUUGGGUAUGGAGGACAUUAUAAGUCAAGCGAAGUGGACACAUGGGACACAUCGACAUUCAACAAGGUCCGAUUGGAGGUGAUAAAGUCAGGUGUUGAACAGAUGUACUUCGAAUUCAAUGUUGCUGGGACUAAUAAGUUAAGUUGGUUUCACAGAAAUCACCUCACCGCGUCUUCGAUUGAUGUGACUGACCAACUGCUCAUAUACAUCUACAGAUAUACACAUUAUGGGUACAGAUUCUUUAGGAUACACAAGUACGAAUCUGGCUGUAAUACAUUGGUUUUACUCAUUGAUUAUCCUUACAGUCACUCCAGUUGUGACAGUAACCCCUUUUCUCCUCAAACACCAUAUAUACGUUUUGUACCUGAUGGAAAACACGCCGGCAGAGAUACUCAUGCAGACGAAAUAGCAAUUUACUUUGUAAAAGACGGAUUGGCUGGUAUGAAACCUGUCCCAGAUUUACCCUGGAGAAAUCCGUCCUGGGACAUUGCCUCUGUCGAUGACAAAAAUCUCCUCGGCGGUUUGUAUGUGACAGAAGCCAACUACGACAUGGCCAGUUUCGUGGUGACCGGUCGGGAAAUUGGCUGUGGUGCACAACUCCAAAUAUGGUUAAAUGACACCUUACCGGGGAAUGAUGGCGGGUUUCAUGAAAAGAGAGUUUGCAUGACCAAUAGAUAUAAUGACGAUAUCUGCAAGCACAACUUUACUGUUGACGUCAUGAACUGUGGAGACAGACGUGUGUAUCGGCUGCCUGAACUGACCAGUGACCAGUACGAUAUAGGAACACAGUCAGUGGCUUACUGCUUCGAUGUUGCGGGAUUGAUUGACCCUUGUUCGUCGUCCACACCAUCACAAAUCCCAAACCUAGAAAAUCGUCGUCCUACAAAUUCCCACGCUAUACAUGCAAGUGACCAUUUGGUAGAAGACUGGUAUUCAGGUGGACAUUAUCAGCUACUUAGAUGGAGUCCUGACCUAGAUCAACCUCGGUGUGGGGCUGAAUCCCAGAUUUGGAUGAAUGGAACAUUUCCUGCUGCUGACGGCAUGCACCAUGUGAGACAGUUAUGCACCACUAACCGGACAACUGGAGACACUUGUUUUGUUGACACACAGUAUACGUACGUCAAAAACUGUACGACACACAUCAUGUACUACCUUACUACACCUGCUGAGAACAGCGCGUAUUGCUUCGAUAUCCCAUCAGAUUCUAAUGACCCUCCCCCAUCCUAUCUACCAACAACUGUCAAAAUCAAGUACGAACUGCAUUGGGUUGAUGUACCGAACGGAAACGGAUUGAUGAACCACUCGGUGUCUGUUGAGCGAGGUAAAGGCGGUUCUGUGUACUUCCAACAAACAGUCCCCUUUGGCUGUAUGUACCAUCCGUCUAAUGGAGAGCGAGGCUGUACACUUACAGUCUAUAUACUCAAGACGUCUUCAGAAAAUAUGUGUACUAGUAACACGAUUCGCCACCAUAAUAAAUGCGCCAAGGUGUUAACAGGUGUAACCAAGUCAACCAAUGUUGGCAGCGAUACCUGGAUACCAACGUUGUACGAGUUCGACAUCGUACCAAUUGACAGCAAACUUGGCACCUACAACCUUUUAAAUAACCAGUUCGUAUUCAAGCUUCAAACACAGAGACCUCAUCACCAGUUCUGGAGAAACGCUAUAUCAGAUCAAGUUAACGUGAACGUGUUCGAUGCGGCAGACGGCAAGUUCUGGCAAGGAAAACGCUGUCAGGUGUACUGUGAUCCUCAUAUGAAGUCAUUCGAUGGCAUGGCUUAUGAAUUGCAAUACCCAGGGAAGUUCAUGUUAUUGAAGAGUGAAAAUCCACCGAUGCAGGUACAGGUGCAGAUAACGUCUUGCAAUGGCAACAAUCGUACCCCAUACUGUGCCUGCGGACUUGUAGCGGUUGCUGGAAAAGAUGUUUUUCAAAUUUAUACGUGCAAUGGUCACAGAGACAUCAACUACAAAUCAUGUAAGGAUGGUGUUCUGAAGGUGGAGAGAAAAUCAUCGAAGAUAUAUAAAAUAUAUUUACCCACUGGAGCGACCAUCCGGGUGUCAGUUAGAACGAGAGGCCUCCUAGAUAUCGAUAUAACACCAACAGUCCAUGAGUACAAGGGACGAAUUUCCGGUCUUUGUGGCGAUCUAGACGGAAACGUGGCGAACGACUGUGUCAGUAAAGGAGGUUCAAUGCCGUGUACAGAAAUAUCGAAUAGCAGACGUUCUUACUCCUAUCACCCGAACACCUUUACUCAGUCUUACAGGCUCAGUGAAGAAGAUAGUCUGCUUAACGUGAAACCAAACACCGAUCUCCUAGACCAAUAUCCUGCUGCCUACCAGAUGUGCGUUUGUCCACAGAACAGUAUUGAACUUGGAGACGAGACUCCGGUAGAUAGCUAUAUAGAGUCCACUCUUUGCUCCUCAAGACAAUACGCCAGCUGUACUUAUUCCAGGCAAGAAGUGAGAUGCACUGUAACUGACCGAAGAGUCCUCAGAAAAAAACGUCAAGCAGACAGUCCGGACGACGUUUAUCUUCACAACAUUACGAAACGCUCAGUAGUGAUAAAUGAAAGUGAAGCUAUCCAGUUGUGCACGGAUGCGCUAACAACCGUAACAAAUGAAGCCUGUUCUGAUAUUGGUGUCAACGCCUCAAGUACUGAAAUAGACAACUGCGCUGCGGAUCUGAUGCUUACUGGCGAUGGCAACUGGACACGCUACGCCGUUGAUCGAAGUGAAACACACUGCCUUGAAACCCUAGAAAAGAACACGACUCUACAAGAGGAAUAUCCAGAAAUAAGUAACAUUAUUAGAAACAACACCUGUUCAAACAAUUGUUCGGAACGGGGAUCCUGCUCUAAUGGUAAAUGUGAAUGUGAAGAAGGAUUCGCCUCGGAGGAUUGUUCCUUUGACCUCAACGCACCUUUAGUGUUAUACGGACUAGACAAUGAAGGACUUUGUGAUAUCGACGACGAGUGUACCUUCGUAGUGGUAGAGGGACUGGACUUCCCUACGGAUCAAAACUACACUUGCCAAUUCAGUGGUCGUGAGACAUUGGUGGGUGAGAUGUACCAUACAUUGGAGACGGCAAAUGUAUCAGCUCAACACCAGAGCCUCUUUGAAAUUAUCUGUGAUCUUCCAGAGAUACACGUCCCGACAGACAGACUCGGAAUCGAGUACAAUGUAUCGGUGGCUAUGGGCGGAUUUGAAUUUGGUGACGUCAUAAAUUUCGUUGUUAUCAAUGCAGCCUGUCAAUAUUUUAUCAACAACUCUGGAGUUAUUAGGUUUUAUAUACAGGAAGGGUUUUGUUACAUUAAUGGAGCCUGUCAUCCUAAAGGAUCCUAUAAAGAGAAUGCGUUAUGUUUAGAAUGUAAACCCGAGGAGAGCGUGUACACGUGGUCUAACUCAUCAAGCGAAGACUGUGUUGUAAGCGACCAAGACACGCGUGACCCAGAUACUACACUAGAAUACAUCAUUGUUCCUGUCGUCACUGUUGUUUCUGUACUCGGCUUCGUUUGUCUGAUUAUUGGCGUGAUGUUGUGUUUUUGCAAAAGUAAACAAAAAAGCAAUCAAAUGAUAAAUGACAUUUCGCUUGCUGAUCCCCAUGAUGAAGAGAAAGAAAUAUUUUCUAUAGCCUGGCCAAGUAAAGAUGUUCUACAAGAUGGAAUCCAAACAGAAGUUGUAAACAAAACAAAACGAUCCAAAUCAAAUAGCUGGAUGAGAGUUCAACAUGAUCGAAGUGCAAAAUCAGAUUCUGACAACGUCUUUUGUACCUCUCAUCAACCAAUUGCGGGAGUUGAAAACUUCAGAAAAGACAAAACGGAGAAAAAGAAACGAGGCCAGAAAAGUUUAACAGAGCAAACUUGCACGUGGAAUUUUCAACAGAAGGAAGAAAACGUCCAAAUCGACAAGAAACUAAAGACAGAAGAGCAUGUUAACAAUGAAGCGGACAAUUCAAUUGUCACUGCAAGAUAUGUUAUGUUUGAAGAAUGUUUUGCAAAAGACAAGGCUGCGUUUGAGGAUGAGAUGCAUAACACGCGAGCAGGUGACUUUUUUAUUGUAAAUGCAUCCAACAAUGAAAAACUGAAGACCGAUGAAGAGGAGGGAAAUAUUGUAUUUGUAACCGGGAGAACAACUGACACGAGUCGUAACGAACUGACCGGGAAAGCUGAUUCAUCACACGAUAUAUAUCUCGACACAAAUGAUAAAAAAAGUGAAAAAAGAAAACGACGAAAGAAGAAAAAGAAACUUACAUCGCAUGAACUGGAAAAUGUCUUCGAUAAUACGAUUGAUGGAAGGUGUGAGCCAUAUGUGAUGACACCUGCAGGAACAGAAACAGAAGAAAACAAACAAAACCAUGCACGACCAUUCGGAGAUGAAGAUGAGACGCAACCUGAGAAUGAAGAAGUGGUAACUGUGAAAGCCGACGGAAGAUCCAAAGAAACAUUAACAAAGAGUGCCAUGGUUUCCCGUAGCAGCACAACAGAGAGCAGGCCAAUACAACAAAACCAGGAAUGGGACGAGAUUACUGUCAUAGAGAACAGCGAUAUAGAUGUCGAUGCCUGUGAAAUACCUGGCGGAGGAGAAACCGUAGUGAGAAACAUGGAAUCGACGAAAACAGAAUCCCAACCAAAUACUUCAGAAGCAACCGGAAAACGAAAACGACGGAAAAGAAAGAAAAGAAGAAAGAAGGUAACACCCGAAACCCCGAGUGGAGCAUUUGCAUCUGUGAGUAAGGAGAGCGAGGGUGCAAGAGCUAAGAAAAAAACAAAAAAGAACAACAAAUCAAAAAGCAAAUCAAAAUAGACUCAAUGACUUUAUCCUUUAAAUCAAUGAAUUGUUAGAACUAUUCAAAGUCAAUCUAGGUCAUUGGUGCAAUCCUAUUUUUGUGAAUAAACAACACUAAUCCUUGAAGUACAUAUAACAUAAUUAUAUAACUCAAUAGGAUGUGUUAGGGGUGUUUGCAUUCUUUCUGUACUGUUUGGUUGGAUUAUUUAAAUCUUUACAAAUAGAUGUGCGAUUUUCCUUCACCGUUUAUUUUGUCUUUUAUAUUCAAACAAAUAUAUAUAUCAAGUGCCGCAUUUUGUGACUUACCCAUACCGUAUAGUUAUAGGUGUUAGAAACUAUGCUUACAUAUUUUUUUUCAUACAAAACAUAUAACUUGUUACAUUUUGAUGUUUGGUAAAAUAAGACAUUAUAUACUUCCGACAUUUGUAUACUUAAAAUCUUGUUACAAGUUACAAAUAUCAUUUUUCGUCAUAAAAUCAUAAAAUAAUUUGGAACAUUUUGUGCUUUUUAAACAGUGUAUGUGCGUUUUCAAAGAUAUUGUUAAAUUUAUAUUGAUUUGUUGUUUGAUAGACGAAAAACUUAAUUCCUACAUUCAUGCAUUUAGUGUCAAAAUGUACGUAUUAUGAAUUUGAUAAUAAUUGCAAAUCUCUAUGAUAUGCAAAAAUUACGUAAUAAUGAUGUUUCCUUUGAACGGCGUUUUAAUUAUAUAUACUUGUAAUACCCUGUAUAUAGCGGUAUGAUCUUCACGUUUUAUUACGCACUGCAUUCGUUUCAACUAUAUAUAUAAAUUGCUAUACCCUUUGACAACCAAUGAACUUGUUUGUUCAUUCGCUGAAACAUAUUGUAGUGGUAAUGGGUUUGUUUUCGUAUGCUCAUUGUAUCUUCUGAAACCCUCCACUUUUUUUGUAGUAUUUGCAUCAUUUUAUAAUUAUACCGAGUUUUACUUUGGAAAAAAGUUGAUUGUCAUCGGUCAAGGUUAGGGGUCGGAUAUCAUACUUUACAAAUUUUGUCAUACAUAUGUAUGACACUAUCAAGCGAACCCUUUAACAGCGUAAGUGUUUAUUUUACAUUUUAUUGAGUUAUGGAGGUCAUCGACCAUGAACAAAUGGUCUAAGUUUACACUUAUGUGCUAUGGAUCUUUACAGACCAUGAUCUAAAUAGUUGAAUCGGUAUCGGGAUCAUUCUGCUCUUUGUACUGCAAUCUUUUUUUUUUAUUAAAUUGAUAUACGCUAUUUUGUUUUGAUUGUAUCAUACAGUAUUGAUAUAUAUACAUGAUUUUAUCUCAUACAUUUUAGCCUUAAUUAUCAGUUAACAUUUAUUGUUCACUUUCAGUAAUUUUUGCAGUGUAUAUCUUUAAUAAGUGUGCAGGGAAAAU
Molecule: messenger RNA, 6292 nt
Organism: Mizuhopecten yessoensis (Yesso scallop)
Lineage: Eukaryota; Metazoa; Mollusca; Bivalvia; Pectinida; Pectinidae
Exons: 24
Coding region: 1-4935 (1644 amino acids)
Source: RefSeq, a predicted model, not a curated record